Messenger RNA from Meriones unguiculatus (Mongolian gerbil), 3325 nucleotides. It is a transcript of the gene Chst8, whose product is annotated as carbohydrate sulfotransferase 8. The record is from RefSeq and is a predicted model, not a curated record. Gene Ontology annotation, cellular component: membrane. Gene Ontology annotation, biological process: proteoglycan biosynthetic process; carbohydrate biosynthetic process. The transcript has 7 exons. Lineage: Eukaryota; Metazoa; Chordata; Mammalia; Rodentia; Muridae. Gene Ontology annotation, molecular function: sulfotransferase activity. Bases 1702 to 2958 code for a protein of 418 amino acids.
UUUGCAUGCGUGUGUCCCCGAGUGCGGGAGUCAGAGCCUCUGGCGGCUGGGGGCGGGGAACAGUGAGACGAUCCGCUUUCUGCAACUCCUGCUGCCGAGCGCGGGGCUGCUUUGCCGGCACUCCGGCUCUGGCCUCCUGGAAGGCCGGCCUGGCUAGGCAAAGGUGUGCAGCUCAGUGACGUCAACUAAAUCCACGCUGGCGUGCAGCGUUGUCCUCUCAGACCAGAACUCGCCAGCUACUCUAAGCUCCUGUCUCUACGGCCUCUCCACCAUGACAGAUGGCGACUUCAGACUGUGAGCCAAAACAGAUCCUUCCUUCUUCACGUCGCUUCCGUCAGGCGCUUUGCCACAGCGGCGAGGAAAGUGACGAAUACAAAAGGCGUAAACAUCUCUGAUCAUUAAGGAGUCCUGGAGUCCUGGGCAGAGAAGGCACCCGUGGUAUAGCUUGUGGCUGCUGGCUCUUGGACCAGGUCCUUGGGGCCCGUCGUGGCAGUGAUGAAUUUUCUGAAUCCUUCAGCCUUCGGGAAGACUUUUCUGUAUUCGUUCUGGGGCUGAGGCUGCUGCAGUGUUCCUAGGGGUUUCAGGGACACAGGUCAGGGAUAUUUGGAUCUGAUUUAACCUUUACCCCAGGGGCCCAUUUAUCUGGCCUGCAGGAGCCUGGAGUGAGAGUGCAAUUGCAUGGUUGGAGGGACCCUGGCCUUGUGGCACAGUAGAGGACUGGGGGCAAAUCAUUUCCCAGCCCACCUCCCACCUCGUCAGGGUGCAGAGGGGCGGGGCCGGAGCGGUGAAGCCGGCCUUGGGGAUUUCAGGGCUGCGUUCAGCACCCCUGAGGCCCAGCCGCUGGAGGAGGGCUGAAGCAGUCGUGAGCCUGCAACCCUGCCUCGGAGCCUUAGCCCUUGCAGCCAUCCGUCUUCUUCACUGAGCACUGCAACUUUAUGCCCACGCAUAAAACUGGAGGGACGAGUCCCAGAGUUUGCAGCCGCCGCUGUUGGAGUGGGGUUUUAAUUAGCUGCAGGAUUUUAAUGAGCUGAAAUCAGGGAAGAGCCCCAUCUCAGAAGUAAGCUGGAGCCAUGCACACAAGGAAGAACUAGCCUGACAAAAACAGAUGGAGGUGGUGCUCCCAGGGGACCGGGCCGAGUGCGCCCUCCGAUAGAGGAGGAGCAGAGAAGUACCCAGGGCCAGGAGGCCCAGGCGGAAAGCCGAGGGUCAGCUACCCGCGCCCAGCUGCAGUAGUAGUGGGAAGAGCAGGGUGCCAGGUCCCCUCUAUCACCGCGGCGAGAGGCAUGGUGCCGGAUUCAAGGUGACGGCAGUGUCUGGCUCUAUUCUCCUCAAGUUGCCAUAGCAGCCUGUCUCCCGACAAACAGCAUCUCCCGUAGCCCUCAGCCGGGAGGGACGGCAUUGUUCCGCUCCUGCCUGUGUGAGGAGGACACACGGGGACGGAGAACUUUCCCGGGCCCGGGGCCCGCUGACCACGUGGGUGCUCCCAAGCUGCCUGGCGUGAGGCGUGGGCAUGGGUCCCCGCAGCCGGAGGGGUCCUCUGAGUGACCGAGAGGAACAUCCAGGCCCCAGAGCAGCGCAGCCAGGCGUGUCCUUGGAGUCUUCCGUGCCACAGGAGACUCCAGCCUGAUGGAUGUCUGGUGUGGAUAAUGAGGGAAGAACGCGCCUUUCACACCCGAGAGGUGACCCCGGAUCGUGCCCCGGAUGACCCCACGACUCGGAACCAUGCGGCUAGCCUGCAUGUUCUCGUCCAUCCUGCUGUUUGGAGCCGCGGGCCUUCUCCUGUUCAUCAGCCUGCAGGACCCUGUGGAGCUCAGCCCCCAGCAGGUUCCAGGCAUAAAGUUCAGCAUCCGGCCCCAGCAGCCCCAGCAUGACAGCCCCUUGAGGAUACCCACAGAGAGGGCGGCGAGAGGUUCACCCAGCGGGUUCCCGCGAGGCCUCCAACUGCAGGUGCCUGACCAGCCUCGACCCCACGCCAGGGCGGCGGGGUCCCGCCCGCGGCUCCGGCAGCGCAGGCGCAGGCUGCUCAUCAAGAAGAUGCCGGCGGCGGCGGGGACCACGCGCGGCAAGAACGCCACCGAGACCCUGGUCCAGCCGGGACCCCGCGCCGCGGACAGCCGCUGGGUCAGCCUGCACCAGACCCAGCAGGAGCGCAAGCGCGUGAUGCGAGAGGCCUGCGCCAAGUACAGGGCCAGCAGCAGCCGCCGGGCCGUCACCCCCCGCCACGUGUCGCGCAUCUUCGUGGAGGACCGCCACCGCGUGCUGUACUGUGAGGUGCCCAAAGCCGGCUGCUCCAACUGGAAGCGGGUGCUGAUGGUGCUGGCGGGCCUGGCCUCCUCCACCGCGGACAUCCAGCACAACACGGUGCACUACGGCAGCGCCCUCAAGCGCCUGGACACCUUCGACCGCCAGGGCAUCGUGCACCGCCUCAGCACCUACACCAAGAUGCUCUUCGUCCGCGAACCCUUCGAGCGGCUGGUCUCGGCUUUCCGGGACAAGUUCGAGCACCCCAACAGCUACUACCAUCCCGUCUUCGGCAAGGCCAUCCUGGCCCGCUACCGGGCCAACGCCUCCCUGGAGGCGCUGCGGACCGGCUCGGGCGUGCGCUUCCCCGAGUUCGUCCAGUACCUGCUGGACGUUCACCGGCCCGUGGGUAUGGACAUCCACUGGGACCACGUGAGCCGGCUGUGCAGCCCCUGCCUCAUCGACUACGACUUCGUGGGCAAGUUCGAGAGCAUGGAGGGCGAUGCCAACUUCUUCCUGCGCCUCAUCCAGGCGCCCGGGAACCUGACGUUCCCCAGGUUCAAGGACAGGCACUCCCAGGAGGCGAGGACCACGGCCAGCAUCACCCGUCGCUACUUCGCCCAGCUGUCCUCCCUGCAGCGGCAGCGCGCCUACGACUUCUACUACAUGGAUUACCUGAUGUUCAACUACUCCAAGCCUUUCUCGGACCUGUACUGAGGGCGGGGCCUGCGGGCCGGGGGCGGGCUUUGUCCGCCUGCGCACCCUCCGGGAGCUGAGCUCGAACCCUGGCCUCUGAGGAUAUGAGGCCUUGGGGUUGUGGGCGACAGAGGCCCAGGCGCUGAACCUUGACCCUCGUCCCCCCAGUCGUUUCCUUGUCGGGUUGGCUUAGCUUGAUGCUGAGCUCUCAGGUGUAUGCUCUAAGAACGCGGCCCAGCUGUGCUAACCAGGGAGGCCCGAAGCCCAGAAGAGGGCCCCGGCGGUGAGGGGUGCCCUGCAUCCCUCCGUCCUUUGCCUUGUACCAAACCACGUGGUUUGCUGCUUUUCUAUGACCCAGGAAAGGUCUCAAUAAAGCACAUGGUUUUCA